AUGUCUACCACUACAAUAUCUAGACCUGUUGAGACAAGGUCUUUUGGAAAUCGAAGUGUGAUGGAGCGUAUCCGAGAAAGACGCAGAGCGCAGGAAGCUAAACGAGCCCAGGAGGUCGACACUUCAAAUCUUUCUGUCGGAUUCAUGUCAAAAUCACGACGCGCUUCAAAUAUGCCGAGCUACCCUGGUCUUGAUCGUUGGCGUUUACAGGAGAAGAUCGGGGAUGGCGCUUUCAGCUGUGUUUACCGUGCGAGCGAUACCAAAUCCGAGUUCAGUGAAGUCGCCAUUAAAGUCACGAAGAAAUAUGAGAUGCAAGAAAAACAGAAAAAAAAGUUACAUGACGAAGUUGAGAUUACACGUAAACUCGAUCACGACAAUGUGGUUCGACUUAUCGACUCAUUUGAAUCAGCUCAAUAUCAUUAUAUGUUCUUGGAACUUUGCCCUGGAGGCGAACUAUACGAUCAAAUAGUCAAGUUUGCGUCUCUCGGUGAAGAAAUGGGCCGACAUGUCAUCACACAAGUUGCAAAUGCAGUGGAAUAUCUUCAUGAUACCAUGGGAAUUGUUCAUAGGGAUAUCAAACCGGAAAAUAUUCUCUUUUACCCUAAUUCUUCCACCCCGGGCAACACACAACCAGGGAAUGAAGAUGGAGCCGAAGAAGCCAUUUCAAUUGCCGAGGUUGGGUCUAGUGAUAUUGGCGUGGUCAAACUCGCCGACUUUGGGUUAUCUAAGGUCAUCUGUGGUGUUCCAGCCAUGACACCCUGUGGGACCAUGAGCUACGCUGCACCGGAACUAUUCAGACAACAUAAGUAUACAACCAGUGUCGACAUGUGGGCUCUCGGAUGUCUUCUGUUCACCAUGUUGGCCGGAUUCCCCCCUUUCUACGACGAAGAUCUUGACAUCAUGAGGCGGAAGAUCAUGCAAGGAGAAUACACAUUUUCAUCACCGAAGUGGGAUAAUAUUUCGGACAGCGCAAAGGAUCUCGUGUCUCGCCUUCUGACUGUUAGUCCUGAAGAAAGGUUAACUAUCAAGGAUUGUCUCGCUCAUCCUUGGAUGCGAGGUGAUUUAGAUGAAAAGACUGCUAGUGACAGCGACGCUUCAACACCCAUACCUGAACACCACUCUGCUUCGCAGGAGAAAGACUCAUUUAAAGAACAUUUCCAAGCAGUAACGGAUAAUGAGAGCGGGCAUUCUUAUCCUGAGACUCCCAAUAUUCGGGACAUCUACAAUGUUGCGCAUUCUGUGCAACAGCAGGAACACCAGUCACAACAACGAGAAUUAAAGGGCGGAGGAGCACCUCAAGGAUUCAGAGACAGGAUUAUGCUCAACAGAACACUUUCUGCUCUUUCCAACCUUAAUCUCAACAAUAGCAAGUUGCUUGAAAGGAGGCGGUUGCAAUGUGGUGGUCAUACAACUCCAAGCUGUUAG
Messenger RNA from Penicillium odoratum, 1425 nucleotides. Its product is annotated as kinase-like domain-containing protein. The record is from RefSeq and is a predicted model, not a curated record. The transcript is spliced from 3 exons. Gene Ontology annotation, molecular function: ATP binding; protein kinase activity. Lineage: Eukaryota; Fungi; Ascomycota; Eurotiomycetes; Eurotiales; Aspergillaceae. Bases 1 to 1425 code for a protein of 474 amino acids. Gene Ontology annotation, biological process: protein phosphorylation.